This is a messenger RNA of Archocentrus centrarchus (flier cichlid), 2102 nucleotides long. RefSeq names its product netrin-G1-like. The record is from RefSeq and is a predicted model, not a curated record. Gene Ontology annotation, biological process: animal organ morphogenesis; tissue development; axonogenesis. NCBI's taxonomy places the organism in Eukaryota, Metazoa, Chordata, Actinopteri, Cichliformes, Cichlidae.
CUAAGCAGAAGCUAUAAAGACAAAAGAAGAAAAGAAGAAUUCCACAGAAACCAUACUCAAUGAGAUCAGCGAUGCUUUUGCCUGUGUUGUUCACUCUGCAAGCUGUGUGCACCAGUGUGGCACAUGCUAUGCAACAUUACCCAGCGGUCUGGGGACACUAUGACGUGUGCAAGUCCCAGAUUUACACAGAGGAAGGCUUGGCAUGGGACUACAUGGCCUGUCAGCCAGAAGCCACUGACAUGACAAAGUACCUGCGAGUGACCCUCGACCCCCCAAAUAUCACAUGUGGAGAUCCGCCAGAAACAUACUGCGCUUUGGAGAAUCCUUACAUGUGCAACAAUGAAUGUGAUGCUGCCACUGAGGAGCUGGCUCAUCCUCCGGAGUUGAUGUUUGACUUUGAGGGUCGUAACCCCACAACUUUUUGGCAGUCUAUACGUCAUGGAAAGAAAUACCCAAAGCCUCUGCAGGUCAACAUCACAUUGUCAUGGAACAAGACAAUUGAGCUGACUGAUGACAUCGUACUUACAUUCGAGUCAGGCCGACCAGACAAAUGGUCUGGAAAAUCACUCGACUAUGGCCGGGACCUGGACCCCUUACCAGUUUAUGCCACUGACUGCCUGGAUGCUUUCACCAUGGAGCCCAAGACAGUGAAUGAACUCACCCAGCAGACCCUGCUGGACAUCAUUUGCACUGAGGACUACUCUAGAGGCUAUGUGUGGAAGAAUGACAAGACAGUACGUUUUGAGAUAAAGGACCGUUUUGCACUGUUUGCUGGUCCUCGACUACACAACAUGGCCUCACUAUAUGGCCAGCUGGAUACCACCAAGAACCUGAGGGACUUCUUCACAAUCACUGAUCUAAGGAUUAGGCUGUUGAAGCAGCCACUGGAGCCAACCAUGGUAGAUGAGAACAACCUAUCUAGAUACUUCUACGCAAUCUCUGACAUUAAAGUGCAGGGCAGGUGCAAGUGCAACCUGCAUGCCAACAGCUGUGUGUUUGACAAGGGGAAGCUGGGCUGUGAGUGUGAGCACAACACCACAGGGCCAGACUGUAGCCGUUGUAAGAGGCACUACCACGGAAGAGCCUGGAGUGUGGGUUCCUACCUCCCUAUACCCAAAGGAACUGCAAAUAUAUGUAUUCCCAGUAAUCAUGGACCAGUGCAUCGGGCAAAUGCUUCAUCUCUUGGUGUUGCAAAUCGUAAUCAAGCUCGGGUGUGUGACAACGCGAUGCUGCGCUGUCAGAAUGGCGGCACGUGCCACCACCAUCAACGCUGCCAUUGUUCCCCCGGCUUCACGGGCAUCCUGUGUGAGAGAGCUCGCUGCCAGGGUCCUGGGGAUUGUGAUGACCAAUUGUCUGGACAGGCCUCGCUCCAUCAUCACCCCAUAGGCCACCAGUGCACUCUUACCCUUGUAGUGUUCCCGCUAUUAUUUGUUUCCCUUUGCUGAGGCACCUGAACCAAAUCCUCAACCAAAACCCAAAACGCUGAGAAUGAACGCUCAACCUUAAGGACACGGAGAACGAAGAAUGUGUGGACAGUGUGCUCAGCAGACAAUAUAAGCAACUUUUUUUUGUAGAUCCAAGGCCACAGUGGUGGAUGGCAGUGUUAUUAGUGCAAAUGGCUGUGCACUGAAGUGUUGUACUGAAUGAUAGAAGGAUUUAUGAAAGGUUUAGUGAAAUCACUGCUGUCUUAUAACUUCCCAGAGGAAACGGUUGGAGCCUUUGCUUUGUGAUUUUUGUCAUUGGCUUAUACUUCAAUAAAAGCAGACUGGAUACUCCAAUCAGAUAGAGAUACUCACAUCCUGAGAGCAAACUGUACAAAAAUAGACACAUGAUUUCUAAGUAUCAUCUGAAAUUCUAAAAAAAAAAUAUAUAUAUAUAUAUAUAUAUAGUGUGGACGGGGACAUCUAAAAUCAUGUUGCCUCACUGCCUCCUUCCUUACUUGUUACCAUCUCCUCUCCUUUUCUCUUUUCCCUCACUCUUGCCUUUUCCCUCACUUUCUCCUUCAUGUGCUUUGGUGACCCUGGUGAUUUUAAUUUGCUGAAGGGUGUCUGUUGUUUUGGAAAAAGCUGCAAAUGCGUUAUUCCCUAAAAGUACCAAUCUAG